CGAAUUUCAGUUCUUCUCCCCCCAAGUCCCAAAACCCUCCCUUCUUUUCCGGAGUCCGUUUCAAACUCCUACCAAAAGAAAAUCAGAACUUUCCUUUUCUCCUCCGCAGACGUUUCUUCUUCCUUUGAUUUCAAUCUCCUCCUCGCUCCUCUCUCUCUCAGCAACUCCAGAGUAGUAACAAUGGCUACCACAUCAAGAUGGAUUCGGCCCGAGGUUUUCCCUCUGUUUGCUACCAUUGGCGUGGCGGUAGGGAUCUGCGGGAUGCAGCUUGUCAGGAACAUAACCGGAAAUCCUGAAGUCAGGGUGACGAAGGAGAACAGGGCGGCUGGGAUUCUCGACAACCACGAAGAAGGCGAGAAGUACAAAGAACAUGCGUUGAGGAAGUUCGUUCGCACUAAGCGCCCAGAAGUCAUGCCGGGCAUCAAUGGCUUCUUCUCUGAUCCUCGCUGAGAACCUCCCCAAACCAGUUAGGGUUUCUUUCUUUUUUUCAUUGCACAUUGAUGAUUCGGUAGUGGUUGGAUGAAUAAGGCAUUGUUCCGAUUGUUUUGCAGCUUUGAUUGAUGCUGCAAUGUAACUGUUACAGAAUUGAUUGGCGGGAGAUUUGACCCUCUGAAAUUAGAUUACAUUUUUACAUGCUCUUCUGAAUCUGCUUACGACUUUGCAAUAGUCUCUAGCUUAGCUAACAAGGAGCAGAGUUUGUUCUCCUAUGCUGGGGUUAUGCUCGAACAUUGGCUUUGUGUUGUAUCGAUACGAUUAAAUCAACGGGAUCUGUUGCAUGUUUAGUGUUCUCCUAGCUGGGUUCUCCUGCAUGCUGUUCUACAAUCUUUAUGCAGGCAUUACUCUUUCGAUUUAGGGUCUGCCCUGCGAAUCGUUACACAACUGUACUUUACGACGACAUUGUCUUAGAAACUCAACGACUGGAUUGGAAAAAGAUGAGCACUCUGCCUUUGAGCAGAGCUGUAAUGGUUGUACAGAAGCAGAAUGAGAGCUUUCGUGUUUAAUGGCUUUACUUGCUUGAAUGACAUUCUUCACUGCUGCUUUGUUGUGU
Molecule: messenger RNA, 1048 nt
Organism: Linum tenue
Lineage: Eukaryota; Viridiplantae; Streptophyta; Magnoliopsida; Malpighiales; Linaceae
Source: the annotation of a GenBank genome assembly